Molecule: messenger RNA, 2162 nt
Organism: Cucurbita pepo subsp. pepo (vegetable marrow)
Lineage: Eukaryota; Viridiplantae; Streptophyta; Magnoliopsida; Cucurbitales; Cucurbitaceae
Source: RefSeq, a predicted model, not a curated record
UUGGGUCCCUCCGAAAAAGGGAAGAACAAUGGGCGAGGUUUCCAAAUCGACGAUGAAGAAGAGAAAGAAAAAGGGCCGUCCUUCUCUCUUAGAUCUCCAAAAGCGGUUCCUCAAACAGCAGAAGUUGCAGGAACAGCAUCAACAACCGCUUAACGCUUUCGACUUGGCCUCCAACCCUAAGAGUCCUUCAUCUUGCCAGAAUCGUAAUGUUCACCCCGCGACAGAGCGCGUCACCGGCGACGACGACGACGACGACGAUGACGACGAGCGCAUUGAGAAGAAGCACAAACCUUUACUUGCUUUAACUUCUCGCCAAAACUAUCCAACAUUGUCCGCUUAUUCUUUACGUAAAUCAGCCCCCUACGACGAAGAUUCCGAGUCGGCACUCAAACGUCGCAGAAUCGUUGCAGACCAGUUUGGAUCUUCAGAAGUGAGUGAGAAAACAUGGAAAGCGACAGACACUGCGAAUAAUGGGUCGCAGGUGGAGUCUGGUCCCACGACAACUUUGCCAGACAAAAAGUUGUUGAUUUUCAUCCUCGAUAGGCUUCAAAAAAAAGACACCCAUGGAGUCUUUUCCCAACCCGUCGAUCAAAACGAGCUUCCCGAUUACCAUGUCAUUAUUGAGAAUCCUAUGGAUUUUGGGACUGUGAGGGCCAAAUUAGAUGGGGGAGCUUACGCAAAUUUGGAACAGUUUGAGGAAGAUAUUUUUUUGAUAUGUUCAAAUGCGAUGAAAUAUAACGCUUCAGAUACCGUUUUCUUCCGUCAGGCACGAUCCAUACAAGAACUUGCGAAGAGGGAUUUUGAGAAUUUGAGGCGAGAAAGCAGUGAUGAAAGUGAAGCAGAACAGAAAGUUGUGAGGAGGGGUAGACCACCAGGAAAGAGCCAGAAGAGAUGUCUAGGAGGUCUUGGUAGUAACCCUCUUGAAAGCAGCAGCAUGGGGGCAGAGUUGUGCUCAGGUGCUACUCCUGCUUCUGGCGAUGAUUCCAUCAACGUCAAUGGCUACAAUUUGAGAAGGGCACGUUCUUCCUUCAGGCCCCUGCCUGAAGAUCCUCCAGUUAGGACAUCCGCAGCAGCUCAACAUGGCGAAACUUUGGCCAGCUGGUUGCCUGAAUGGAAAAAUGAAUUUCCAGCUUCAGUUUUGAAGGGUGUUCUUAAAAGUGGGAAGAAUGAUAAUAUGGGUGUGGAUGAGAAUAGACGUCAUACCUAUGGGAAUCAUUCACUGUCCUGUGGGAAUUUGUCAUCUGUCUUUGGUAACCUUGAUGGAGACUUGAAGCAACUAAUUACUGUAGGUUUGCAUGCUGAGCAUGGUUAUGUAAGAAGCCUAGCUCUGUUUGUAGCGGAUCUUGGUCCUGUAGUCUGGAAGAUUGCAUAUAAGAAGAUUGAAAGUAGUAGUCGGGAACUGGGGCGAGUACUGAUACAGGAAAUUGAAAUGCUGAAACAGCAACAGCGCAUGUUGCCUGCGGAUGGAGGAGGCUCAGCUGACACAAAAACAGCAGCGGAGAGCUUUAUCUGACUCACUCAAACAUUGGUUGGUAUUUCGAAUAACUUUUUUGGAACAAGGCGAAGAUGUUGAAACUGACGGAGUGAGAAUUUCCCAAAGCGAGACAAUAGUGCGAAGAUGGUGAUUUCUUCCCCCCAUCAUUUUUGACAAGAAAUGAGAAUGGCAAGACUUGAUGCCAUUAUUGGUGGGGAGUCGUCCUGUUCAAAAGACUCUUUCAGUGCCUUGUCAAAUGCAUAGUGCUUCUUUCCAAAGCCCUGCGCUGCUGGUGCUGAUGAUCUGGAUGAUUUACUAAGCCAAGCUGAAAUGCUGAAACCUGCAGCAGAAGAUGUGGGUCAGAUCAAAACACAACAAGAGCAGGGGCUUGGCAAGAAUUAUCAACCAACUCAUUCUGUGCAUUCAAUUAUCAGCUCAUUUUGGAUUAGGCGUAUACGAGUAAUGCUGCACAUUUUUCCACACUAUACCAUACGAGUAAUGCUGCAGCUCUGUACAGAUAAAGUAACUUCAGUGUCUCAUUUUCUCCAUCUUUAGACCAUAGGGAGUUGUGCAAUUACUUACUACAUGGACGGACCUCAUUUAUCUGUUCACCUGGUCAAAUCAAAACCUCAAUCGAUAAUCGAAUAGACUCAGAAAUUUUUAAUACAAAAACAUUGACUUUUGCGAA